AUGACUGCAGAAGACUUGCUUGUGAAAUGUAAACCGAUGGAAGACCAGGAGAGCACUGAAACGGCGCUGUUAGUCGCUUCCAUCAAAGGGCAUGCCGACAUCGUGAAACUUCUGCUCCGCAAGGGGGCGUCCGUAACGAAGAGAAACCAGGGUAUAUCUUGUGCCCCCCUUCAUGGAGCGGCGGGCAACGGGCAUACGGAAGUAGUGGACUUGCUGGUAUAUCACGGUGCAACGUUAGACAUCCGGGACGCGUUCCUGAGGACGCCGCUCAUGGCUGCCAUUAUUUUCAAAGAAGUCGCCACUGUCCGGCAACUGAUCGAGUUCGGAGCGAGAGUUGACCUGGCCGACGCGCAGGGCAAUACGACCCAGCAGUACUGCGAGUAUAACUUCUUUGGAGAAGACUGCGACUGCGCACUUAAAGAGAUGAUGGAGCUGGUACAAGAGGCGACGAAGAACAAGCUGCUGAGAUGCUGCAACCCUACGUGUGGCAAACCGGGCUACAGCCCACAAUGUCCUCAUCAGAAACCCACAGGAAGUCCUCCCUUCAGCGAGUCGCUGGCCGCGCUGAUGACGUCACCUUUCCUGGCCACGCUACUGACAUGGGCGGAGGAUAUUUUUACUAAAGUAAAUUCGGAGGUAGGUGCCGACAUUGACCACGCCCAGGAAGACCAGGAGAGUACUGGAACGGCGCUGUUAGUCGCUUCCAUCAAAGGGCAUGCAGACAUCGUGGGGCUGCUGCUCCGCAAGGGGGCGUCCGUAACGAAGAGAAACCAGGGUAUAUCUUGUGCCCCCCUUCAUGGAGCGGCGGGCAACGGGCAUACGGAAGUGGUGGACUUGCUGGUAUAUCACGGUGCAACGUUAGACAUCCGGGACGCGUUCCUGAGGACGCCGCUCAUGGCUGACAUUAUGUUCAAAGAAGUCCGGCAACUGAUCGAGUUCGGAGCGAGAGUUGACCUGGCCGACGCGCAGGGCAUCUUUGGAGAAGACUGCGACUGCGCACUUAAAGAGAUGAUGGAGCUGGUACAAGAGGCGACGAAGAACAAGCUGCUGAGAUGCUGCAACCCUACGUGUGGCAAACCGGGCUACAGGUCCACCCUGAAGCUGUGUGGCCGGUGCAAGCUGACCCGGUACUGCAGUCGAGACUGUCAGAAACAACACUGGACUGUCGGACACAGGAAGAGCUGCGGACAUGACACGUGCACUGUCAGUGACGGACUUAGGACCUUCCUAAAAUGA
Messenger RNA from Branchiostoma belcheri (Belcher's lancelet), 1236 nucleotides. RefSeq names its product serine/threonine-protein phosphatase 6 regulatory ankyrin repeat subunit B-like. Bases 1 to 1236 code for a protein of 411 amino acids. The transcript has 10 exons. The record is from RefSeq and is a predicted model, not a curated record. NCBI's taxonomy places the organism in Eukaryota, Metazoa, Chordata, Leptocardii, Amphioxiformes, Branchiostomatidae. Gene Ontology annotation, molecular function: protein binding.